Molecule: messenger RNA, 4939 nt
Organism: Clarias gariepinus (North African catfish)
Lineage: Eukaryota; Metazoa; Chordata; Actinopteri; Siluriformes; Clariidae
Gene: ramp2
Product: receptor (G protein-coupled) activity modifying protein 2
Exons: 6
Coding region: 102-737 (211 amino acids)
Biological process (GO): cellular response to hormone stimulus; intracellular protein transport; protein localization to plasma membrane
Cellular component (GO): membrane; signaling receptor complex; cell surface
Molecular function (GO): coreceptor activity
Source: RefSeq, a predicted model, not a curated record
AACAUCCUGUUGUUUUAUUCGAGUCUUCCUGCGUAAAGGUUACUACAUGUUGAUCAGUGUUCACGCAGACACACACAGAGCUCGCAGUGGACUAAACGACCAUGUCUCCUCACGUGUCCUCACCUCGAUUAAGGCCGACAUGGAGCCCGUCUUUUAGGGUCGCCUGCAUGGUUUUGAUGUUCGGUCGGCUGCAGGCACUCCUUCCCAGUGAAGCCACUCCUCUUAAACGCUUAGAGGAACAUCGCGGUCUGAGCAACAAUCCCCUCUUCCCAGGAGUCCUGACCACACCGUUAACCACAACAAGCAUCAGCGUUGAAGAGAAACCAAUAUCAAGCACAUGUGAAGCAUACUGCAGUAUGUGUGACGAGACUCCACUGUCGAGGGUUCAGUGCUACUCUGAAUUCCUUAAAAUCUGCAAAGUUAAUUUUGAGAGUGAGAUGGAGAAUGUCAGCAUCUCCGACUGGUGCACGUGGGACAACGUGAAAAGUCCCUAUAACAAGUUCACCAUGUGUUCGGAGGACAUCGCCGAGUGCCUGGCGCUCGCGUGGCCCAACAGGCUGGUGGAGGACAUGUUUGUGGAUAUCCACCUUUCCUUUUUCCAAGAGUGUCACACUGAGACACUUAGGGAUCCACCGCCUAACGUCAUCUUCGCCCUCGUCAUGACCCCUAUAUGUCUUAUCCCGGCCAUGGUGGUGCUCGUCGUGCUGAAGACCAAGAACGGAGACAGGAGCUCAUAAAGCUUGGCUCCAUUCCCUGGAUUAGCUCCAAGUCCCCCCUUUUCCUGGAAAACAACUGGCACUCAUGUCUUCUCUUUUUUUUGAGAGGGCAUGAGAUCAUUCUGUACAAUAACUAUCAAGAAACCCAGCAGUGGUCCUGUUUCCAUCUCACUGCUACAUGAAUUUUAGAAUAUUGUAAAUGGAAGUGCGAACAAUGGCCAGGAAUCCAGAUUUCAUACUGACAAGACGGCUGGGUUCACAUAAAUAUUUCGUAGGUGUUAACUUUCAGCUUUCUGAUUUGGUUUCAUUUAUACAGAGAAUUUCAGAUAAUGGGAAAAGAAUUGCCAACCAAACCCGGAUAGAAUUGGGUAAACGAAGGGGUAAGGUAAACCAAAUGAAGUUCCUGGGUAAGAUAAGAUCAUUUCUACUAUCCUUAGGACCAUGCUUUUGUUGCAUGGAAUCCUUACUCGCGAGGUUAAGCUAUGUUAGCUAACAAUAUAAUAUACCAUAUACCUAGCUAAUUAGCAUAGUCUCUCAUAGUCCUGAUGAAGCACAUAAUAUUUGCCAAAAACUUGGUAAGUUAUUAGGAAAAACUUUGGCAGGUGUAUCUCAUCACAUUGUAAGUUAAAUUUUCUUUGAAUCUGGCUAGUGCUUAUUAUUUCUCUGAUUGUCUUAAACUGCAAGGUGAAGUAAUGCGAGUAUCAGGUAGAGCUGUGCAAUCCAUAUUUUAUUGAUUGAUUUGAUUCGUUUAGGUUUUUCUGAUUCACAAUCGAUUUUACUUUUACAAUUAUUUGGGUAAUCAUUAUACUGUGAAGCGGUGUAAAAUUGGAAAUUUCUUGAAAAAUGCAUCGACUUUUUUCCCCUGCAAAACUACCUGUAUUUUGUGAGUAUUUUGUUGUUUUGAGCAGUUGGUGCAAUACUGCCACCUACUGGACUGGAGUGUGGUGCAAACGCCUGGCGGGAAAAACAAAAAUGCUUUUGCAUGAAAUAUGACAUUCAACAUAAAAAAAAAAACUCAGGUUAUACAGGAUUUCAAUACUUUAACUCGAUUUUAUACUUGUAAGGAUAUAGGUGCUUGAGACAAAUCAGAAUCGAAUUCAAUUGAAAAAGUGCAAUGCCUGAACACUAAAUCGAAUUGAAUCGAUAGUCUAUUUAUGAUGCAUAGCUCUAAUAUUAGGCCAGCAGGCAAGUUACUUAGUAACACGGCUUUGUUUUACAGUUUGAUCAGUCUUUCCACAUACCUGUUUUUCCGAACGAUCUCCUGCUGAGCAUUAGAUCAGUCGAUGUGUGUAGUGCAGCAGGUGGUGGGAUUUCAAAGCUUGCACUUAAGUUGCAUCAUCAAAGCGAAAUUUAAACAUAGAUACAUAUCAAAAGAAUAUGUUCUUUUUUUGCCAGAAGUCAGUAGGAACUAUUUUUCUUUUUCACCUUGUUGCUAGGCAGCAACGAAUUCAACAGUUGUAGCUGGAACAUGAAAUCUGCCUGUCACGGGUGCUCAGGACACUGAAUUCUCCAUGUAAUAUGUUCUCCCAAAUAAUCGUUUACAGUUUUAUCAGGUUGAUGUGAUUAAAAAAAAAAGGUUUCUCAGUAGAAAAAUUACAAUUGCUUUAUCUUUUAGCAGAUGUUUUUGAAAUUCGCUCUGCAUCCAUGUAUGGAAACAGCCGCACUGGAGCAAUAUUUAUAUAAACAGUGUUUGGAUCUCAUUCAGGUCAACAUCAUUUUUGUUAAAAUUCAUUCUCUUUUUUUUCCUAGCAAACAAAUUAGAGAUCAUUGAAGGAAUUUGUUUGUGUUUGAUCGUGAUGAAGCGUCUGAUCGUCUAACAUCAGUUUAUUGUAAACGCUUUUUCAUUCUUAAAUCUCGAUGCUGAUAUUAACAUUAUAACGCUGAGUGCGGGUCCACCCCUGUUAUUAACACCUUUAUAAGCCACUGAAGCCUUACUUUAUGUACUGUAAGACUGUGUGUUUUUUUUUCUUUUCUUUUCUUUAUAAUUUGUAUUUUUAUGUGAAUUUGAGUGUCAGUCGAUUGACAAAGGCCCAUUUGCUGGCUCAGAUAUGAUUAUGAUGAAUUCGUAAUGCGUAUUUUAAUGAUUUUUCUUAUGACCCAGGUCACAAUCGGUGGCUAUCGAUUUUGUAAUAGGACGACUAGAGGAGAAAUUUCACCCCAAAUUUUUUUCCCUUUCAUAUUUAGCUCAUGGCACUGAUACAGGACAGGAAAAAAAACAACAAAAACAAAACAAACAAAAAAAAGCGCAGUGCUGUGCUGCGGUGUGAACUUCUCAACUAUGCUUCCUGGUUUGGAAAGGAAACAGACUAUAGAGUGGAAAGUUUGAUGAUCGUCCAGUUAAAUCCAGGGGGAUUGGGUUGAUUUUGAGAUCACACCACUUAUUUUGUAAUAUUUGUGUUCACUUUAGAUUCCAGUACCAGGUUGCAGUUUCUCCAACUAUUAGUUAACACUAAUCUUAUCUUUCUGCCAGUCAUGCAGACACCUCUUUAUCUUGCUUUGGAAUUCUUUCCAUGCAUGGCUUUAACCUCAACAAUGAAAGGAAGAGCUGUGUUUGUUUAGAUUAGUCUAACAAAGGCUACGGUCACACUACAAGCCACAGUGUUCAAUUCUGAUCUUUUUUAAUCAGAUCGGAUUUGCAUGUCAUGAUGAUUUACAUUCAUAAAUACAAUCGCUUUUUAUUUGACCCUAAUGUGGAUGUGUCUGUCCACAUUAGAGUCGACACAUGGAUGCAUCUUCGCUCGCGCCAUCAGGGUUAAAACACAAACAAUUGUUGAGAUUUUAGCAAAUCUAUGCUUAAGGUUUUGCUCUGCUGGACGGCAAGCAGUUACUUGGCUGUCAUUGUUGAGAUCCAGAAGAACAAAGAAAGCCAGACACCUUGCCUUAUCUGUUUUAGCAGCUGUUGCUAGCACUGUUCUGAAAUCCCUACGCUGCUACGAAGACACAGAGGCAAAAAGUCUGCCUGUGUCAUGAUACAUGUCCGAUCUUGGACCAGACAGACAGAGAUCUGAUAAGAAAAGCAUCUGUGCAUUUAGACAGGCCUAAAAAAUCUAAAAGAUCUGACAUGUUUGGGUAAAAAAUUGGAACUGAGUUACUAGUAAUGGCUGGUAAUGUGAACGUAGCCAAUAGCUUUAAAAACCUUGGCAAGCUUUCGACCAUAAUUUUAUUAUCAUAUUAAAGAGCUGUAGGACCGAGAUGAUUGAUAUCCAUACAGCCCCAUUUGCUUAUUUUAAUUUAUUUUUUUCACUUUUCUGGGAUUAAAAACAACAAUCGUUAAACACUAAUUUCUGUAAAACAAAAAAACCCAGAAUAGUAUGAAGUAGAGACCAGAGCUGAUUUCUUUCUAGUCCAGAUUGUAGAUUUACACAGUUAAGUUUAAUGACCGUAAUCAGCCCUUUAUAACAAACAUAAACAAGAUAAAUUACUUUCUUAAUCAUACAGAGCACUGGAAAAACAAAAACAAACAAACAAACAAACAAAAAAAAAAAUCUUGUUUUCUUCGGUUGCCAGCGUGACGCAAAUACAAAGAAAAAAAAAUGGGUGAAAUUUCCUUAAAGGAGCAACCAAACCACGUAAACAUCUCAAUUUAUGUAUCUCAGAUGUUUAUUUUUUAUGACAAUGCAGCAUUCCGUCGGUCAGCAGCUUAGUGAAUUUUUUUUAAAGGGUUAAAGAUUAAGCGUAAGCCGCAAGGGUGCACAUUCAAAUCCCACGAACGCCCCUGUUGGGUGCCUGGGCCAGACGAUUAACCCGCAGCCACUCAUCCGUGUAGUCGCUUUUGGAAAGUUCUGACCGCACAGCCGCUUUGGUGUAACAGCCACGGUAAUUUAACGCGGCAGAGGUGAAAGGUUAAGGGUCAGGGAGGUGGCGUGGGAAGACUCUUAACUGGAAAACCAGCUGGAAUGAAGGCUUACCUGUGUGAACCUAUAAACGAAGUUAAAGGUCUUAAUUCCGGGCCUGACAGUGGGACUGUGAAAAUGAAAACCAAAUGUUAUGUUUAUGCUUAAAAAAAUAUUUUGCUGUUUUAUGUAAUGCAAAAGGUUGUCUUUGUGUACUUUGCACAUUUUGUUUUUUUCUAACGACUAUGAAAGUGUACGCUUUCGUUGAAUCUGUGUUUUAUUGAGCUGCUCUGUCCUGUAACAUGGCCUCACUAACAGUCUGUGAAUCUUUUUAUACUGUUUCUCUGGAAGCACUUAGACGUACAAUUAAACAGUGUCUUUUAAAUACGA